Drosophila nasuta is the source of this 4350-nucleotide messenger RNA. It is a transcript of the gene Cul3, whose product is annotated as cullin 3. Bases 231 to 3089 code for a protein of 952 amino acids. Gene Ontology annotation, cellular component: cullin-RING ubiquitin ligase complex. Gene Ontology annotation, molecular function: ubiquitin protein ligase binding. The transcript has 10 exons. Lineage: Eukaryota; Metazoa; Arthropoda; Insecta; Diptera; Drosophilidae. The record is from RefSeq and is a predicted model, not a curated record. Gene Ontology annotation, biological process: ubiquitin-dependent protein catabolic process.
AUGAAAAAGCUUCAUCGCAUUUUUAGUUAGUUUUUAAGUUCUCUCAAUUUUUAAUCUCAACUUGGUUUCGACAAAUUGUUGUUGUUUGCCCAACAAACAAACACACAGACACACUCACAGACACAGAGAGAGAGAAGAGAAGCAUCAGGAGCAGAAGAAGAGAGACGUGACGCAUUAUUGAUGACGAUACGACUGCAGCUGGAUACUUCGAAUCCCUGUCGUCGAGGCGGAUGUCAAUAAGGCCAACGACGGCAACGGGCGGCCGCUCGCGUCCGGCUCCAGCAGCGAGCCAGCGCCAACAACACCAACAGCAGCAGCAGCUGGGACAGGAGACGCAUCCGUUGCCGCAGCUGCAAGUGGAGCAGCUGCUGGCACCAUCGCAAUCGCAUUACAUAAUUGGGGAGCAGCGCUAUAGCUGGGAGCGUGCGCUUAGCGCCUCGACUCCUGUGCGUUAUCCAUCGCAGGCGACUCCAGCAUCGAUGUACAGCAGUCGCCAUGAUCCAAGGAUUGCACUCUUUGCCGCCAGCAACACCAAUCAACAGCCGAAUAAUCUGAAUAAUCCAAGUGCUCGCAAUAAUUUCAAUUUACGAUGUCGCCACACUCGCAACAUUACGCGUAAUCCUCUCCAGCAACAGCAGCAGCAUCAGCAGUUGCCCCUGAAUGUGCCACUUUUGGUGGCAUCGCCACGCGCUUGCGCUGGCACCUCAAUGCCGCCCCACAGCGAGCACUCGGUGCGUGCCACAACAGCGGCAGCUGCCACACAAUUGCGUGAUUUCGGACGCAAGUAUCCUUUGUGGCUGCCCGAGUACAAACGUCGUGCAUUCAAUGCCUCCAUGGAUGAAAAGUAUGUGGAGAGCAUUUGGGCCACAUUGAAGAAUGCCAUACAGGAGAUACAGAAGAAGAACAACUCGGGACUGUCCUUUGAGCAACUGUAUCGCAAUGCUUACAACAUGGUGCUGCACAAGCAUGGCACUCGUCUCUAUUAUGGACUGCGUGAGGUUGUCUCGGAGCAUCUGGAGCAAAAGGUGCGUCAGGAGGUGCUCGAGAGUUUGCACAGCAAUUUUCUGCCCAAACUGAAUCAGGCCUGGACCGAUCAUCAGACCUCGAUGGUCAUGAUACGCGACAUACUCAUGUACAUGGAUCGCGUCUAUGUGCAGCAGCGUGGCCUGGACAAUGUCUAUAAUCUGGGACUCAUACUCUUCAGGGAUCAGGUUGUUCGCUUUCCGGAAAUACAGAAGGCGCUGCGCGAAAAGCUGCUGGGCAUGGUGCUGGAGGAGCGACAUGGCGAGGCCAUCAAUCAUUUGGCCAUCAAGAAUGCCUGCACCAUGCUCAUCACGCUGGGCAUCAAUUCGCGCACCGUUUACGAGGAGGACUUUGAGAAGCCGUUCCUCUCACAGUCGGCGGCCUUUUACAAAUUCGAAUCGCAAAACUUUCUUGCGGAGAAUAACGCUGGCGUUUACAUCAAGAAAGUCGAGGCACGCAUCACCGAGGAAUCAUCGCGAGCGGCGCUCUAUUUGGACAAAGAUACCGAGCCACGGAUUGUGCGUGUCGUUGAGGAGGAGCUAAUUAAGAAACACAUGCGCACCAUUGUCGAGAUGGAGAAUUCGGGUGUGGUGUAUAUGAUUAAGAACUCGAAGACCGAGGAUUUGGCAUGCACAUACAAGCUAUUCUCACGACUAAAGGAGGAGGGCCUCAAGGUGAUAGCGGACACAAUGUCUGCGUAUCUGCGGGAACAGGGAAGCAUGCUGGUCAAGGAGGAGGAGAAUGGGAAUACAAAUCCGAUAACAUUUGUGCAAAAUCUGCUCGAUCUCAAGGAUCGUUUCGAUCAGUUCUUGUUGCAUUCGUUUAGCAAUGAUCGACUCUUUAAGAAUGUGAUCUCGGCGGAUUUCGAGCAUUUUCUCAAUCUGAACAACAAAUCACCCGAAUAUCUGUCGCUCUUCAUCGACGACAAGCUGAAAAAGGGUGGCAAGGGCAUGAGCGAGCAGGAGAUCGAGACCAUUCUGGACAAGACAAUGGUGUUGUUCCGCUUCCUGCUUGAAAAGGAUGUCUUCGAGCGCUACUACAAGACACAUUUGGCCAAACGUUUGCUGCUCAACAAAUCAGUCUCCGAUGACUUUGAAAAGAACAUGAUAUCCAAACUAAAGACUGAAUGUGGCUGUCAAUUUACAUCAAAGCUGGAGGGCAUGUUCAAGGAUAUGUCCGUUUCAAAUACGAUUAUGGAUGAGUUCAAGAGUUAUGUAAAUAAUAACAAUUUGUCAUUGAGCGGUGUUGAGCUGACGGUGCGCAUUUUAACCACCGGCUUUUGGCCCACACAGACGGCAACGCCUAACUGCAACAUACCCUCUGCACCACGCGAGGCCUUUGAGGUGUUUAAAAAGUUCUAUUUGGACAAACACUCGGGUCGACAGCUAACGUUACAGCCGCAAAUGGGCACUGCCUACAUCAAUGCCGUUUUCUAUGGCCGCAAAGCGAGUGACAGCGACAAGGACAAGGAUGGGCCAAGCUCAAGUUCAAGUGGCUGCGCUGUGCCCACCACAACACGCAAGCAUAUACUACAAGUGUCCACCUACCAGAUGUGCGUCUUGUUGCUGUUCAACAAUCGGGAUGUGCUGACCUAUGAUGACAUACACCAAGAGACGGACAUACCCGAGAGGGAGCUGGUGCGCGCUUUACAAUCGCUGUCCAUGGGCAAGCCUGCCCAGCGUUUGCUGGUGCGCAACUCCAAAACGAAAACAAAAGACAUUGAGCCCUCGGAUGAGUUUUAUGUGAACGAUGCAUUUGUCUCCAAGUUCCACAGGGUAAAGAUACAAACGGUUGCGGCCAAGGGCGAAUCGGAGCCGGAGCGCAAGGAGACGCGUGGCAAAGUGGAUGAGGAUCGCAAACAUGAAAUUGAAGCAGCCAUCGUACGCAUUAUGAAGGCUCGCAAACGCAUGGCGCACAAUCUGCUGGUGUCGGACGUGACGUCGCAGCUAAAGUCACGUUUCUUGCCGUCACCUGUGUUCAUCAAGAAGCGCAUCGAAGGCCUUAUCGAGCGUGAAUAUCUGGCGCGAACGCCAGAAGAUCGCAAGGUGUACAUCUACUUGGCUUAAAACAAACAAACCAACAACAACAACAAUAGGAAUGUGUGCGCGCAAUCAUCCUCCUUCCUCUCAUUCACCACCAUUCAUCCCGCUCUCAUUCUCAAGCUAUAUUAACAAAGCAUAAUACUCCCUUCCCUACAUUUCAUACUCCAUCAGCUUCAACUUGGGAUCUACAGUCUACAACCAAAAUGUGCAGCUAAGCAGCCAGCAAACUGGAACAAAAACUACUUUGACCAAGAAAUAAUAUAGAACUCAAUAGACAAGUGCGAAAUUUGUAAGAAGCCUGACAUUCAAAAUUGAACAGUUAUUGCUACUUAGGCACCCCUGCUCCCUCCUCUUUCCCUUGCCAAGUGCUAUCCAUAUUCAAAUAUAAUAUAUUUUCGACUAUUCUCUAAAUUCUCCAAAUACUUUUGCUAUUUAUUUUGAAUACCACUUUUGUCACCACAAGCAACCAUGACAACACAUAAAAUACGAAAAUUGUAUAGCAAUAAGCACCUCCCAUAAACACACAUACACACAUACUUUCACACUCAUCAUAGAUACGGAUGGAGAAGCGUACGCGAAGCAAAAAUAAGAAUUAAUGCAUAAUGCAAAAAACUUAAUUCUAAGCAGCAGUAUAAAUAUAGCUAAAGUAAUAAAUUUAUAAAUGAAUAUAAUAAAUUUAGUGAGCGUUUGAUGUACAUUUUUUACGUCUCCCUCCUCCUCCUUCUCACCCCUCACCAUUUCCCCUAUAUCCAUUUAAAUAAUCAAUUAACAUUAAAUCCUUAAAACGUAAACGAAGAACACGUUUCGAGAUUCAUGUGAAAAAGAGAGUUUAACACAAACACACAUUUUUAAAAUCGAUUUUUUAUAACUAUAUAUAUAUAUAUAUAAAGCUAAACCACAUAUAUUCGUGAAAUCAGGCUUAUAAACUAAAUAAUUAAGUGUAUGAAAGUUGUUCAUCUACAUUCAUUGGUACAUUCGCCAACAACAACAAAAAUGUAUGCCAAUAAUGUAAAAACAAAAAAAAAAAAGAAAAUGGAAUUCAUCUUUUUGGCACAUUUUCUUUUUGUUUUUGGACUUUUGAAUUAAGUGAAAUUUGGAAUUAUUAUUGCUGCAGAGUUACAUACAUACAAAUGUGAGAGAGUCCGUAAUAAUUAUUAUAUUAUAAGCGCAAGCGAGCAGGCGAAAAAGCACUGAGCAAAUGCAAGAAAAAGAAUUGUACAUAAUUUUUUUGUUCUUCUGUAUGGAAAAAUAAUAUAAAUAAAACGUAUAUGAGCGUUAAAAUUAA